Molecule: messenger RNA, 4470 nt
Organism: Solea senegalensis (Senegalese sole)
Lineage: Eukaryota; Metazoa; Chordata; Actinopteri; Pleuronectiformes; Soleidae
Gene: eps8a
Product: epidermal growth factor receptor pathway substrate 8a
Exons: 23
Coding region: 893-3448 (851 amino acids)
Biological process (GO): positive regulation of ruffle assembly; Rho protein signal transduction; regulation of Rho protein signal transduction
Cellular component (GO): ruffle membrane; vesicle; plasma membrane
Molecular function (GO): actin binding
Source: RefSeq, a predicted model, not a curated record
CAUUAAUGUUUGAACGUCGGUUAGAUUUUAACAGUUUGAUCAAACAAAUGUCACAUUAAACAAACAGCUCAGCGAUGCGUUCACUGCCCCUCAGGCUGAUCAGGAAGCAUGAAUAUUUCAGUUUUAUGUGAAGAAAUUCUGUGUUUACUCACUCUGUGCUAAAGUCCACCACACAUAAAACAGAACACAUUUAAAGGACAAUGUCACUCUUUUUUAUUUAAAGUUUAACUUUCUUCUUCCUGCAGGGUCUUUAAUGAGUGGAGACGCCGUGUCCUCCACGGUGUUGACUUUGUCACUUGACUCCGCCCCUCUUAUCUCUGUUUGAUAUGAAAUCACACAAACCACACCCACAUGCUUAUCCGUGUGUGUGAAACUGUUGCUAAAAAAGUCGUUACCACAGACAGGCUCUGCGUUUCCAUGGGAACUCAUGGUGUAGAAUGUGUUGCUGUCACACUAUCAUACAGUCAGCUGUUGAGUGUUGUCAUGUGACCUGUGUGAUGUGGUGUGUGUGUGUGUGUGUGUUGAGGACAGCUGUUGUGACUGAUAACCAGUCACUGCAGGAGCUUUUAUUGUGAAAGGUCAGAUAGGAAACACAACAAACGUCCUGAUGAUUGAUUUUUAAAUGUCAGCGUCCUCCUGAGCCUGGAGACGGACGGACAAAGAGACGGGCACACACUGACGAUGUCUCACCUCCCGAAACUCAUCUCUCCCUCAGCUUUGUCUCACAGGCUGAUGGAGGGCGUUGUUGUCAUGGCGACGGGCGGUGGGAAAAGUAAUCAGACGUGUCCGCACAGAGCAAACAGGAAGAAGCUCAUCAGCCUCGCUGUGUGACUCCGAGAUGCGUCGCCAUGUCCACGUCCUUUAAUCCAGCUGACGCCAACACCAACGCAAGAUGAACGGUCACGAAGCUCCGCCCCUCGCCUCCAGCGUCUAUGGCUCCUACGGCUCACACAUCAAUGGAAACGACUCUGAGCCUCAGAAACAAAAAGUCAAAUCUCGUGCCAAAGCUCUGUACGAACAAAGGAAACAUUUCACCAAAAACAGCAUCAACGGUUUGACGGACACGUCGCAGUAUCACGUGGAGCACCUGACCACGUUCGUGUUGGACCGUAAAGACGGGAUGAUCACGGUGGACGACGGCAUCAGACGUCUCCGCCUGCUGGACGCCAAAGGAAAAGUCUGGACUCAGGAGAUGCUGCUGCAGGUGGAGGAGAAGAGCGUGAGCCUCAUCGACCACGAAACCAAGAACGAGCUGGAGAACUUCCCGAUCGGGACGGUGCAGCACUGUCAGGCCGUGAUGAACGCCUGCAGCUACGACUCCAUCCUCGCUCUGGUUUGUAAAGAGUCGGGUCAGAACAAACCCGACCUGCACCUGUUCCAGUGCGACGACAUCAAGGCUAAUCUGAUCCACGCCGACAUUGAAAGUGCCAUGAUCGACGCCAAAGGAGGCAAAGUCAAGAAACGACCCGAGGCUCUGAAGAUGAUCUUGAAGAGCGACGGCGUUAUCCCGCCUCCCCCUCCCGCUCCCGCCCCCGAACCCCCGACGGCGUCCAAUCAGGUGGACGUGAAGAGCCGAGCGGCCGCGUGGUCGGCCUGGACCAAUGAGCAGCAAGACUACGAGAAGCAGCAGCAGCAGCAGCGUCGUCGUCUCUCAGAGGACGAUGGACCCGUAGAGAUGACGGCGGCUAGAGUGGACAGAGACGUGCAAAUUCUGAACCACAUCCUGGACGACGUGGAGUUCUUCGUCACCAAACUUCAGAAAGCUGCCGAGGCUUUUAACGAACUCAACAAGAGGAAGAAGGUGAAGAAAGGCAAGAAGAAAAGUCCAGGAGAGGGCGUCCUGACGCUGCGCUCCAAACCCCCCAGUGAGGACGAGUUUGUCGACUGCCUGCAGAAGUUCAAACACGCCUUCAACCAGCUGGCCAAACUUAAGGAUCACAUCCAGAAUCCCAGCUCCGAGGAUCUGGUUCACUUCCUGUUCACGCCGCUCAGGAUGGUGAUCCAGGAGUCAGGCGGCGUGGAUCUGGCCCGCGGCGUCGUGGUUCCUCUCCUGACCAGGGACGCCAUCGACUUCCUGCACGCGUCCGGAACGCCAGAGGAGAGACACUUGUGGGUUGCCCUGGGAGACGGGUGGACGAAAAGCAGGUUGGAGUGGCCUAAGGAUCACUUCUUCCCUCCGUGUCCACUGAGGUUUCGCGACGGCUGGGAGCCGCCGGCGUUGCCGGGGGUGACACCGAGUCGCGAACGGGAGCUGACGCAGCUCGCCGAGAGUCUCGUCAACGCCGACGUCCAGAGGCAGGAGGAGCUGGCGACGAGACUGGCGCAGGAGCAGGUGGCACUGCAGUCGUACCCUUCCUCCGACGGGUACGUCUUCUCCGACUCCACCCACAAACGCACGCAGACCCUGGAUCACGACACGGCCGUGGCUGCUUUCAAACACGCCGUCAGCCGCCGCGUCGACCGAGGUUUCGAGUCCCUCCAACCGAAAGUUUUUGCCAAAUCCAAGUACGACUUUGUGGCACGAAACAACACGGAACUGUCCGUCCUCAAAGACGAGGUCGUCGAGGUCCUUGACGACAGGAAGCAGUGGUGGAAAGUUCGUAACGGUGAAGGAGCGUUGGGCUACGUGCCAAACAACAUCCUCGACGUCACCAAAGCGGUGGACGUGACCGGCCGUGCCGAGCCCGUCUACAGCCACACGAUCCAGCUUAUGAUGCCAAAGAAGGAGUUUGAGUUGUUUAAGCAAUUACUGGGCGAGUUGAACGAGAAACAAACCAACAGAACCGACCACAUAGGCAGUAAACACGCCGCAACGCCAACGCCUCCUGCCCCCACGCCGCCGCCACCAGGCCCCGCCCCCAUCGCCAGGCUCCCCACGCCACCGCUGCCUCCUCCUCCGGCCACUGAACCCGCCAAAGAGGCCACGAGCAGCAGCGUCAGCCGCCAGAACAGCACCACGUCCAGUGAGCAAGGCAGCGUCGCCAUGAGGGACCACAACCCUAGACCGACACAGUUCAGCCGCAGGAAAUCCAACAUGGAGGAGGUUCAGGACGAGCUGCUGCACAGACUGACUCUGGGUCGCAGCACGCAGAAGAAGUUACCAGGUCCGUGUCGCGGCGCCAACGCGCCGUCCGUCAACAUCACGUACGAUUCGACGCCCGCGGACGUUAAAUCGUGGUUGGACGCCAAAGGCUUCAGCGCCGUCACCAUCGCCAGCCUCGGCGUCCUGACCGGCGCUCAGCUGUUUUCCCUCAACAAAGACGAGCUGAAGACGGUUUGUCCCGACGACGGCGCUCGGGUCUUCAGUCAGGUGACGGUGCAGAAGGCGGCGCUGGAGAAAGCCGCGGGCUCUGAGCUCCAGGAGAUCAUGAGGAGGCGUCAGGAGAAACUUGCGGCGAGCACCUGUGACUCGGGGGUGGAGUCUUUUGAUGAAGGCAGCACCCAUUGAUCUCCUUCCUUCCUUCACUUUUUUGCUGCUUUUACUGCUGUUUUUUUUUUUUCUACGUUCUUUUUCUUGCUCUUCACCUCCAGGCGGCAGCCGACCACGCCGAGUUUGUGGAGAUCAUGCGGCGACGACAGGAAGUCCUCGUCUCGUCUCCGUAGGAACAACAUCGACAACAACAAGAACAACAAAAGGACGAUGUUUGGACCAAUAAGUGAACGUUUGCAUCAGUAAUGUGUCCCUGAUGUCGACAUCAGAUUUUAGUUUUGUUUUCAGUCCACAGCAAAACUGUUAAAUGAAGUAAAUUAAGAUUAAUAUAAAUAAAUAAAUAAAAUGGCAUUGUAAAAUAUCUGAGUCAAUGAAUCCUGAAAAAUAAGAUUCUAAAUUUGAAAAAUUCAACAUUCUGUGUCUCCGAAUCCAAACAAAUAAUCUGAGAUUAGUAACUGAUGUUUCUUAAAAAAAUGUGGGGGAAAAAACUGAAUAGUACAAAUAUAAAUUUACACGUAAUCAUUUAAAAUUAGUGUUGAAACCAGAAAAAUCUGCUGAUUUAAACAUUUUUGCUUCAGGCCCCGCCCACAUUGGUCAGAUUGGUCAUUGUAGCCCCGCGUCCCUCAGCGUUCAUGCUGGUUCAUGAAUGACCGCCGAGUAUCGCGAUAAUUUAAAAAAAAUUUGACUGAAAUUUGGGGAUUUAAAUCACACAGUCGUCUGCAAAGAAGCGAAUACGACCUGAACUCACUGUGGCAUCGAUUGUAAACGGAGAAAGUUUUAGUCGGAACUGUAGCACAAAACUGUAACAACGUUAAUAACAAUGUAAUAAUAAUAACGAACCGUAGCUAAAUCAAUGCUGUAAAUGAGAAAUGACAAACGUGUUUGUAGUGAACUGUCCCUUUAAAGUUUAAAUGGACACUCUUAGAAGUCGAUCAGAGAUAAAAAAAACAAAAACAAAGUGAAAGCAUUUGUGUCUAGUUUUCAUGGUGCCUUUUCCAUUUCAAUCUGAUCAUCCUGCAAUAAAAGUUUUCCAAAAAUCA